GUUUAAACACGAAGCCCGCUGGGAUCCGUAUGAGAUAUUUUAUCUGCUGGGUGUCUCAGUUCCCGUAAACCAUAAGGACGUUUUGGGGGGCGAUUGGAUUAUUGAGUGGAUCUCGUGCCUAAGUGCAAAACUUCAAUUUUAUUCAAGAAAAAAAGGGAACCCCUUCAGUUAUAGGGGGUCCCUCAUUAACUGUAAAAUUGGGGGUGACACCAAGCAUCCCGAGGUUUGGAGGGGUUACUCCUGGAGGCCCCGGAAUGAAAGGGAAGGAAGAAGGUGGAAGCGGAGGAGGGCGCCCCUCGGGGGUGGGUGGGGGUCCCGGAGAGAUCGGCGGGAGUCCGGAGAAAAGCGUCAGUGCCCAGGAGUUGAAGGAACAAGGCAACCGGCUGUUCGUGGCUCGCAAAUACCAAGAAGCCGUGUCCUGUUACAGCAAGGCUAUCAUGCGGAACCCGUCCAUCGCCGUGUAUUACACCAAUCGCGCGCUGUGCUAUCUGAAAAUGCAGCAGCUGGAUAAGGCUUUGGCCGACUGCAAACACGCUCUGGAGCUGGACUGCCAGUCGGUGAAGGCCCACUUCUUCCUGGGGCAAUGCCAGAUAGAACUGGAGAACUACGACGAGGCGAUCGCCAACCUGCAGAGAGCCUAUAAUUUGGCCAAGGAGCAGAGGCUGAAUUUUGGAGAUGAUAUUCCCAGUGCCCUGAGGAUUGCCAAAAAGAAACGCUGGAACAACAUAGAGGAAAGGAGGAUCAACCAGGAGAACGAGUUGCACUCCUAUCUCACCAAACUCAUCCUGGCUGAAAAGGAGAGGGAACUUGAAGAAGCCAAGAGAAGGCAGGAGGAGGAGAAUGUGGAGGAGAGCCGGGUGAGAGCCCAGCUGAGCAGCGUGGCUUCCAAACACGACAAGUAUCUCGCCGAGAUGGAUGAACUCUUCUCCCAGGUGGAUGAGAAGCGAAAGAAGAGAGACAUCCCUGACUAUCUGUGCGGUAAGAUCAGCUUCGAGUUGAUGCGAGAGCCGUGCAUCACGCCAAGCGGUAUCACCUACGAUCGGAAGGACAUAGAAGAGCAUCUCCAGAGAGUUGGUCAUUUCGACCCGGUAACCCGCAGCCCUCUAACACAAGAUCAGCUGAUCCCAAAUCUGGCCAUGAAGGAGGUGAUCGAUGCGUUCAUAUUAGAGAAUGGCUGGGUUGAGGACUACUGAGCCACUGGAUACACCGGUGCGAGCCUGCGCUGGACUGAGCCCCCUGGAUUACGGGCAGUGCAGCCCCCCAAGCGUCGCUCAUCAGUCCUUUCCAGACAAUGUUCUACGAGCAGGGAGCGAUGAGACCCUUCAACUCGUUCUUUUUACUGAUUCGGCUGGGGUCUGUGAAGUUCAGAGCCGCUUUUAUCCACCUCCAGCCUUCUGCUCCACGGUUGAUUUAUGAUUUUGAGUUCUGUGGCUUUUGUUGGCGAAGACUCGACGUCUGCUGCCGGUUGUAGCGCGAGUGACCGCGGGUUGGGUUCUUUGAGUUUGGAGUAGGAAAAUAACUGUUCAUUAGCAUUGA
Messenger RNA from Spea bombifrons (plains spadefoot toad), 1536 nucleotides. RefSeq names its product STIP1 homology and U-box containing protein 1 (gene STUB1). The transcript has 7 exons. Gene Ontology annotation, biological process: proteasome-mediated ubiquitin-dependent protein catabolic process; cellular response to misfolded protein; positive regulation of proteolysis. The record is from RefSeq and is a predicted model, not a curated record. Gene Ontology annotation, molecular function: protein-folding chaperone binding; ubiquitin protein ligase activity. Gene Ontology annotation, cellular component: cytoplasm; Z disc. Lineage: Eukaryota; Metazoa; Chordata; Amphibia; Anura; Pelobatidae. The coding region runs from base 255 to 1193 and encodes 312 amino acids.